AUGGAAAAGUAUAUCGAUUGGGUCAAUGAACAUAUCACUAAUCCUUCGUUGUACAUUUCUUCAAUACAGGACAUAAGAGAAGGACAUGCACUAUUAGCUAUUAUGCAACAAAUUACCCAUAGUAUUGUUAAAACAGAUACACCACUUCAAACUGCAUUACAACUAGCAGAAAAACACUUUGGAAAAUUAGAGGGGUUAAGUAUUCAAAAGAUAGAAAAAGGUGAUGAAAAACAAAUUAUAGCCUUACUUGGGUUUUUAAUGAAAAAAGAAAAGAGUACAAUAAGAAAACUUUCUGACACAAUGUAUAAAAGUGAAAUAAUGAAUCAGUCAUUUAGAAGAAGGGCUUUUACAGUUAAAAAAGAUGGAAAAACAGUAGGAGUUGUAAGAAAUGAACCUAUUAUUAAUACAUUAGUAGAAAAUAAAGAAACGGUCCAACCUAAAAUUACAGCUAGACCUAUUAGACAUAAUGUUAAACCUCUUAAUUUAAAACCAAUUGUUCAAGAAGAAACAAAUAAGGAAAAACAAAAAGAAACAGAAAUAAAUGUUUCACAAGAACUCAUAGUUUCAGAACCCUCUCAAAUAAAAAAAACGGAAAUACCACCAACACCAACAAAAGAGGCAACACCAGAAUUAAUUACUUCUGAAAGAAAAGAACGUAGAGAAAAGAAAAGACAACAAAUUGAAAAAGAAAAAGAAAAAUUAAGAAAGAUGGAAGAAAGUAGAAAAGAAAGAACAAUGAAAAAAGAAGAAUUAAAAAGAAUGAAAGAACAAAUGAUUAUCGAACAUUCAAAUUCACCUCAAAAAGAAGUUGAUAAUUCACUUUUAACUAGUCCUGAACCAGAAAUUGAAAAAGAAGAAACUAUUGAAGAAGUAUUUAGAGGAGUAUUUAUGUUAGAAGGAAAAUAUUAUAUUGUUGAUGAAGAAGGGGAUGGUGGAGAAUUAGUUGAAUAUGUUUGUGAACAUUAUAAUGAAAUGGUUACAUCAUGUGCACGUAGUUUAAUAGUUUCAUAUCAGUAUAAUGAAGAAUUAGAACGUCAACAAGAAAAAAUGAAAACAUUAGAUUCACGUGCAACAAAAGAAUGUCUUAAUUCUAUUAUUGCAAUACAAACAAAGAUUAGAUGUAGAAAUGCUAGACAUUUACCAGAAAUUCGAGGAAUGAAAGAACGAAAGAAUUUAGUAAAAGAAUUAAUUGAAAGUGAACAUAAAUAUGUAGAUAAUUUAAAAAUAUUAAAAGAGUAUUAUCUUGAAAAAAUACUUGAAGAAAGAGAAGAUAAAACUAUUAGAAAUUGUUUUAAAAAUUUAGAAAUGAUUGUUAAAUAUAAUGUAAUUCUAUUAAAAGAUCUUGAUGAUAUGUCAAAGAAAUGUGUUUAUGGAGAAGGUGUAUCUACAGUAUUUAAAAAGUUUACUGGAUUUUUAAAAUGUUAUACUGUUUAUGUUAAUUCAUAUGACACAACUAAUGAUUACUUUGUUAAUUUAAAUUCAAAGAAUAAAAGAUUUAUGGAUUUAUUAAAAAAGUUAAGUCUUCAAAAAGAAGUAAAGAAUUUAAAUAUCUUUUCAUAUUUAAUUCUUCCAAUUCAACGAGUUCCACGAUAUGAAUUAUUUAUAAGAGGAGUAUUAAAAGUUCUUCCUAGAACCCACAAAGAAUAUAAAGGGCUUCAAGACUUAAUGAAUGAAAUUAAAAAGAUUGGGGAUUAUUUAAAUGAAAGAAGAAGAGAAUCAGAAAAUAAACAAUUACUAAUGAAAUUUAAACAUCAUUUAGAAAUAAAAAAAUUUGAUUUGAUGGAUGAUGAUAAAAGAAGACUUGUUAAAUAUGGAGCUAUUCAAAGUAAGGAAUAUGGGUUAUUAGUUAUUUUCUUAUUGAGUGAUGUAUUACUUGUUCAUAGAGCAAAACAAGAAGUAAAAGAUGUUGACGUUUUAUUAGAAAAAAAUAAACUUAAAAUUAAAGAUAUUAUUCCAUUAUUUGGAAUAGGUAUUUACAGUGAAGGAGACAAUGCAUUUAGUGUUGUUUCUAAAAAAAUGAUAUUUACUUUCAUUGCAGAAAAUGAAGAAGAAAAAGAAGAUUGGAUGAUGGCAUUUGAUGAUAUUUUAUCAAGAGAACAUAAUAGUGCUAUGUCAAGAUUAAACACUAUUAGACAAUCUGAAAAUGUUAAGUCAAAUAAAGUUGAUGAUAUCUUUUAUCAAGGUUAUCUUAAAAUGUCAUUAAAAAUGUUUGAAAAAUAUGUAGGUGGUAUUGUAACAUUUAAUACAAAUGUAGAUUUAACGAAGAAAAAAUUAGAUGGAAGUCCUAAUCUUGAUAAAAAAAAUAGUCCAAUGCAAACACCUAGAAAGGUAGCAGCUACACAAAUGUUAUUAAGUCCACGAUUAAAUUCAUCAUUUAGAUCACCAAGAUCAGUUAGAGUAAAUAAUGAUCAUGAAGAAGAAAAAGAUAGGUAUUGUGUUAUUGAUGGAGAAGAACUUAUUGUUUAUAACUCAGUAAAAGAUUCUUUAAAGAAAGAGAAUUGGCAUAUGAAAGUAAUAUUAAGUGGUGUAUCUGUUGAAGCUGUUGUUGCAAUUAAUAAUCCAGCUGCAUUUCAAAUUAAUAUUAGUGGUAAAACUACUUUUGUAACUGCACCAUCAAGUGAAGACAAAUGGAAAUGGCUUACAGUUUUCCGUGAUGCAUUUUAUCAUUCUGCAAAAGAUAAGUUGAUUGAACUUAAAAUUCUUCAACCAAAACAAGAUAUUGUUUUUUGUUAUCCUCCACCGCCAAUUUUUAUUGCAGAGAGAGGGCAAUUUAGUAAUUAUUUAGAUAUGUUAUUAAGUAUUCCUACUAAUUCUGUUUGUGCCGAUUGUGGAGAUCGUAAAAUUGUUUGUGCUGAUAUAACGUAUGGAGUAUUUUUAUGUAGAGACUGUUCUAAUUGUCAUAAAAAUCAAUUAAAAUCAACCAUUGUCUUCAUUAAAAACUUGUAUGUCAAAAGUUCUUUCUAUGAACUUAGAAUAUUUAAAGAACGUGGAAAUCUUCUUAUGAAUGAACUUGCUGAUAUGAAAUCUCCUGACGUUGUUUCUAAACAAAAUAAAUCUGAUUUACUUAAUUCCCUUUAUUUACGUCAAGAAUUCCUUCCUUUAAAAUAUAAAGACCUUCCAACGUAUCAAUAA
This is a messenger RNA of Entamoeba dispar SAW760, 3132 nucleotides long. Its product is annotated as Rho/RAC guanine nucleotide exchange factor, putative. The record is from RefSeq and is a predicted model, not a curated record. The transcript has a single exon. Lineage: Eukaryota; Evosea; Mastigamoebida; Endamoebidae. Gene Ontology annotation, molecular function: GTPase activator activity; guanyl-nucleotide exchange factor activity. Bases 1 to 3132 code for a protein of 1043 amino acids.